AUGGUCGAUACUCGUUUCUUCACUCUCAUCGCUUUUUCUAUUGGCGCUGCUCAAGUUGCUUGUGCGGCCGUUAUUCCUACACCUGUCUUUUCCGGAAGUCCUACGGAUUGCCCGACGUCGCUCUCCAAGCCAUCAGGGGACGCGCCAGCACCAACUGACAUUCCACAGGACAGCACUACGGGACCUUUGGGGUGUCCGCCCUCUUUCUCUGCGAGUGGUCUGCCAGAUAUCCGCCCUUCCGGUUUCCCGCCUGUUAAAUCCGCCGAUGGCUCAGUGCCGGCCGACAUACCAGGGGAUGCUUCCGACAAAUCCUUAACGCCCUCUCGAUCUGACAUUCCACCAACGAACGCGUCGUCCUACCCUUCUGGAGCAUCUCCCGAUGGCUCAGUGCCAACCGAGCUCCCCAGGGAAUACGUAGGAUCUCUUUCCCAAUUGCCCGACUUCCCCUCGACCAGCGCAGCGGAUGGCGCGACACUGACGGAUAUCCCACAAAACGGAACUAUGCCAACUGGAUCUGGUAACGCUCCGCCUUCAUUCUCUCAAGGUGGUACUCCACCAGUGUGCCCAUCUUUCUUGCCUUCCGCUGCGCCCAGUGAUGGUGCGGUACCCAGUGACUUACCAGCAUACGACUUUUCUUCCGGGUCGCUUCCACGAGGGUGCCCAACCGCCUUUCCCUCCUCUGCCUUCCCCUCUUGGGGCCCAGCUCCAACUGAUGUUGCAUAG
Laccaria bicolor S238N-H82 is the source of this 723-nucleotide messenger RNA. RefSeq lists its product as uncharacterized. The transcript has 5 exons. The coding region runs from base 1 to 723 and encodes 240 amino acids. The record is from RefSeq and is a predicted model, not a curated record. NCBI's taxonomy places the organism in Eukaryota, Fungi, Basidiomycota, Agaricomycetes, Agaricales, Hydnangiaceae.